This is a messenger RNA of Corticium candelabrum, 3010 nucleotides long. RefSeq names its product DNA topoisomerase 3-beta-1-like. Bases 188 to 2767 code for a protein of 859 amino acids. Gene Ontology annotation, cellular component: nucleus. NCBI's taxonomy places the organism in Eukaryota, Metazoa, Porifera, Homoscleromorpha, Homosclerophorida, Plakinidae. Gene Ontology annotation, biological process: DNA topological change. The record is from RefSeq and is a predicted model, not a curated record. The transcript is spliced from 21 exons. Gene Ontology annotation, molecular function: DNA binding; DNA topoisomerase type I (single strand cut, ATP-independent) activity.
UGAGGCUCCAUCGCAACUAUGCUCGAUCUCUUCAAUGGUCUCGCUUUCUUUCCACGCCUCGGACGUUUCGCACCACGUCUGAAAAACGGACGACGAUAAGACACGUCUUGGCCCAUCACAUCGUGUAUUUACAUGUGGUACUAUGUGUAGCGCGCGUUAAACCGUGCAGCCUUGCGCUCACUCCACCAUGAAAGUUGUUCUGAUGGUCGCUGAAAAGCCGUCUUUGGCUUCGUCUAUUGCCAAGAUUCUUUCUCGUGGAACGAUGCAGUCGAGAAAGAGUGCCAGUACUGCUUGCCAAGUUCACGAGUUUGUGGGCCCCUUUCGGGGUGAACCAAGCGUGCGCUUCAAGAUGACGUCAGUUUGUGGUCACGUGAUGUCAUUGGAUUUUCAAGGAAGAUACAACAACUGGGAAGCAGUGGAACCGGGUGAGCUAUUUGGUGCUCCUACAAUUAGGAAGGAAGCUAACCCGAAUCUUCAUAUUGAAAAAUUUCUGCAACUGGAGGGUCGAGGUGUUGAUUAUUUGGUGUUGUGGCUUGAUUGCGACAAAGAAGGCGAAAACAUUUGCUUUGAGGUGAUCAAUGCGGUCCAAUCUGGUAUGAAAUCCCACUCACGUGGAGAGCAGACAAUCUAUCGAGCUCAUUUCUCGUCCAUCACCGAGCGAGACAUCAAUCAAGCGAUGAAACAACUGGGAAGUCCGAAUCACAAUGAGGCCCGGUCUGUAGACGCUCGUCAAGAACUCGAUUUACGUAUCGGUUGCGCAUUCACACGAUUUCAGACAAAGUUUUUCCAAGGGAAGUAUGGUGAUCUCGACAGUUCAGUGAUAUCAUACGGUCCAUGCCAGACGCCAACACUCGGGUUUUGUGUGGAUCGGCAUGAUAAAAUUCAGAGCUUCAAGCCCGAGUCUUACUGGCAGCUGCAUGUACAGAUUCGUUGCGAUAGUCAGUUGGUGUCACUCGAAUGGGAGAGGGGACGUAUAUUCGACAAGGAAGUAGUUCAGGUCUUUAUGGCUCUCGUCAAGCAAACCACAACUGCCAAAGUAUUAAGUGUGCAACAGAAGGAGAAAUCGAAAUCGAGGCCACUGCCACUCAACACGGUUGAAAUGCUACGAGUUGCUUCGUCUGGUUUAAACAUUGGCCCUCAGCAUACCAUGCAGCUUGCAGAGAGACUCUACACGCAAGGUUACAUCAGUUAUCCGAGAACGGAAACCACUCACUUUGCAGAAAACUUUGAUAUUCGGGGUACUCUGAAGGAGCACGUUCGUCACCCUAGCUGGGGUGGGGUGGUCAACUCUCUGCUUGGUGGCAAUAUGCAGAAACCAAAGAAAGGCCACGAUGCUGGCGACCACCCACCGAUCACGCCCACACGUUGCGCCACCGAGUCCGAAAUAGGUGGUGGAGAUGCCUGGCGUCUAUACCAAUACAUCACACAACACUUCAUUGCGACAGUAUCUCCAGACUGUUCGUACAUUCAGACGACGGCUCAGUUUGAUAUCAAUGGUGAACAAUUUUCGUGUUCUGGAAAGAGAGUAACAGAUCCCGGCUAUACGGCGUUGCUCACAUGGCAAGCCGUUUUAGACUCGGACAAAAUGCCAGCUCUUACAAAGGGACAGACGCAUGAGGUGACGGAUGUCAAGAUCGUUGAUAAGCAGACGUCGCCGCCAGCGUUUCUGACCGAGAGCGAGUUGAUAUCUCUGAUGGAGAAACACGGAAUCGGAACUGAUGCUAGCAUUUCUGUUCAUAUUAAUAAUAUAUGUGAGCGGAAUUAUGUUCGGGUGGAAGCCGGACGGCAGUUGAUUCCGACGAGCCUUGGUAUUGUUCUAGUGCAUGGGUAUCAGAAGAUAGAUCCCGAUUUAGUCCUCCCAACUAUGAGAUCAGCUGUCGAACAGCAACUAAACCUGAUCGCAGCCGGGAACGCCGACUACGAUUCAGUCUUGAGUCAUGCCUUGGGUAUCUUCACACACAAAUACGAAUAUUUCGUACAACACGUCAACAGCAUGGACGAGCUAUUUGAAGUUUCAUUUUCAAAGUUGGCCGACACCGGUCGACCGAUGUCACGGUGUGGUCUGUGUCGUCAUUUCAUGAAGUUUGUUCAAGCGAAACCGAGUCGACUGUACUGCCAGCAUUGUGACACGGUUUACGCUCUGCCACAAAACGGGACAAUCAAGUUGUAUAAGGAGUUAAAGUGUCCUCUAGAUGACUUUGAGCUUGUUCUCUGGUCGACCGGUGCAAAGGGCAAAUCAACACCCGUGUGUCCCUAUUGCUACAACCAUCCACCGUUCAACGACAUGAAGAAAGGCAUGAGUUGUGGAGAAUGCAGCCACCCGACCUGCCCUCACGCGUUGAGCCAGAGCAAAGUGUGUUCGUGCCUAGAAUGCGAUCAAGGUUUCCUCCUACUGGAUAUGACAUCGGGACCGAAAUGGAAGAUGGCAUGCAAUAGAUGCAACGUUUUGGUCCAUUUCUUUGAAAAUGCGAGUCGAGUGUCGACGGUCAGGGAGUCGUGUCCGGACUGUGGGACUGUAUACCUCGAAGCUGCUUUUAAGGCUCCUUCGCCUUUGGCUAGCGGAGAGCUCGAGUGUCGUGGGUGUGUCUUCUGUGAUGCAGCUCUGUCGUCUCUCGUGCAAGUCCAUCAUGCUGUCGCUCAACAUCCGAUGUAUCAUCGACGGCGAGGCAGAGGAAGAGGGAGAGGACGACGAGGUGGGAGAGGGAGAGGGAGAGGGGGACGAGGACCGAAGGAUAAGAUGGCACAGUUGGAUGCAUAUUUUGUGUAGUCGUGUAAAUAUAUACAAUACAUGCAUGGCAGUUUCCUAAUAAAUAUCUUGGAAAUUAAUCAAAAUAUGUGAUAGCUCAUGUCCCGUACUUAUAGUUGUGAUGGAUUUUGUCAUACUUUAGUUGAGGGAUACUGCGAGUCUCAGUAUCAUGAGUAGCUGUUGCAAGGCUGAGUGUACAUGUGAUCAAACAGAAACAAGUAACAAGUACAGUGGGUGUUUACUUGUGCACAGGCAUGCGCGCGC